This is a messenger RNA of Aspergillus brunneoviolaceus CBS 621.78, 546 nucleotides long. Its product is annotated as DUF1772 domain-containing protein. The coding region runs from base 16 to 546 and encodes 176 amino acids. The record is from RefSeq and is a predicted model, not a curated record. The transcript has 2 exons. NCBI's taxonomy places the organism in Eukaryota, Fungi, Ascomycota, Eurotiomycetes, Eurotiales, Aspergillaceae.
CCCUCAUCAAACAUCAUGACAGCAUUCCCCUUAGGCUACCGUCUCGCUCAGGCCAUUGGCUUCAGCGGAGCGGCCUGGUUAUCGGGUAACAUCGCAGCACUCAGCCUAAUCGCUGUGCCCGCCGUGGUGGAAGCCCAGAAGGAAACCCCGAUACCCAGCAGGGUUGUCGUCAGGCUGUGGCGAGGAUUCUACGAGAAGGGCAAGACGCAGAACCCUCCGAUCGCGGUUGCUACCGCCACGGCGUUUCUGUACCUCGCCUGGUCCGUCCGCGCCGCUGGACCCCUGUUCCGUUCCGCCGCCUACAACCGCGCCGGAUUAUACACUGCGGCAGCCGUCUUGACCCUCGGCAUCGUGCCGUAUACUAUCCUCACCAUGAGACCGACCAACAAUGCCCUUCUCGCCCUGGCGCAGUCUCCAAAGGAUCUGACCGCAGCAGAUGAGACGCGAAGCCAAGAUUUGCUCAAGAAAUGGACCUCAUUGAAUAGCUUACGUGGCUUGUUGCCUCUUGCAGGGGCGACGUUGGGCAUGCUUGCGGCAUGGAUUUAG